CACCAAUAUUCGGGGGCAUAUUUCGUAAAUUCCGCCACCAUUUAGGAUCUCUUUAUGUUCUUCACAGUUCACUGUCCUUUCGUCCUUCUCUCUUUUCUGUGGAGUCCCCAAACGCAACCAAGGCUCUACACUGUAACUAUACACUUCGCGCGACAUUUCCACAUUCGAUCCUCUCUUCUUCCUUUUUCUCUUCUGGUCGGCCUCGAUUCCUCUGUGUUCUAUCAAUUCUCUUUCAGACCGUUCCUUUUUUUUUUUUUCUUCUCAAUUUCUGCAAUGUGCUUCAAACACCCUUGAUUUUGUUUCUGCCAGAGUUAAUGUACGGACGUCCUCAACCCUUGACCGUAGGCGACCAGAUCGCCUCCGUCCCUGACUGUGGCGACGGCGGCGAGCCCUUGGAUAAUCGCCUUGUUCGAUAUGGAGCUCACGCUCUUGAAGACGGCGCUGGAGUAGGCGGUAUGAUUGAGGAUCUCAACCCUGAUGCCGUUUAUGCUUCCGCCGGUGAUGGUUCAGACAUGGCUAUUCAACGCAGCGAUGGUUCAAGCCAGCUCACACUUUCAUUCCGUGGUCAAGUGUAUCUAUUCGAUGCGGUUUCUCCUGAGAAGGUUCAAGCAGUGUUAUUAUUGUUGGGUGGUAGCGAACUAUCUUCUGGUCAGCAAAGCGUGGAUUUGGUAACUCAGAGUCAGAGGAAUGCUGUGGACUUCCCCGGACGUAGUGGUCAACCGCAGAGGGCAGCAUCGUUAAAUCGGUUUAGGCAGAAAAGGAAGGAGCGAUGUUUUGACAAAAAAGUCCGAUAUGGUGUCCGUCAGGAGGUUGCUUUCAGGAUGCAGCGCAACAAGGGACAGUUUACUUCUUCCAAGAAGCCUGAUGGUUCGUAUAGCCAUGGUAGUGUCUCAGAGCAAGGUCAAGAAGAAAGUCCACUAGAAACUUUAUGCACAAAUUGUGGCACAAGUUCAAUGGCUACCCCAAUGAUGCGGCGAGGACCAUCUGGUCCUAGAUCACUUUGCAAUGCCUGUGGACUUUUUUGGGCAAACAGGAUUGUCUGGCUGAUGGAUAUGCCAGACCUUUGCAAGGGACUUUUUGGCUUUUAUUAUGUAAGAUGUGUCAUCUAUAUGCUAUUUCAUACUUGUAUGAAAUUUUUUGUUAUUGAUAUCUUGUUUGAUUGGAUGUUUUGAGUUAAGAUUUACAAUUUUUAUGGAUCUCUGUAUGGGGAACAAUGAUUCUAGCUGCACUUGGAACGAGUGGGAACAGAAAAAAAUUGAUGAUACACACAGUGUCUAGGUUAGUUUGGGUCUUUUUAGUACUGUUGACGUGAUUAACAAUUUUUACGGUAAACCACUCUGACCAGCAUGUGCAUUUUCUUUCGUUAGUCUAACUCGAUUUUUCUGUGUCUCUACUACCUAGCUGACUACCUCAUAUAUCUCUUCCUUUGUCCUUUGUUAUUUUCUUUUGCUGCUUCAUGAUGCAGUGUAAUCAGGAGUAGUUUGGUAAU
Molecule: messenger RNA, 1489 nt
Organism: Cucurbita maxima (winter squash)
Lineage: Eukaryota; Viridiplantae; Streptophyta; Magnoliopsida; Cucurbitales; Cucurbitaceae
Product: GATA transcription factor 25-like
Exons: 6
Coding region: 315-1172 (285 amino acids)
Biological process (GO): regulation of DNA-templated transcription
Molecular function (GO): protein binding; sequence-specific DNA binding; zinc ion binding
Source: RefSeq, a predicted model, not a curated record